Messenger RNA from Gossypium raimondii (Peruvian cotton), 1519 nucleotides. Its product is annotated as pyruvate dehydrogenase (acetyl-transferring) kinase, mitochondrial. Gene Ontology annotation, cellular component: mitochondrion. The record is from RefSeq and is a predicted model, not a curated record. NCBI's taxonomy places the organism in Eukaryota, Viridiplantae, Streptophyta, Magnoliopsida, Malvales, Malvaceae. Gene Ontology annotation, molecular function: pyruvate dehydrogenase (acetyl-transferring) kinase activity. Gene Ontology annotation, biological process: regulation of glucose metabolic process; protein phosphorylation. The transcript has 6 exons. Bases 244 to 1353 code for a protein of 369 amino acids.
UUUUAAAAACAUUCGAUUUUUCGUUUCUACUUUUUUGGGGUUUUUGCCGUUUUGCAUCAUCAUCAUCAUCAUCAUCAACCUCCAAUCGUCUAUCUCUAUGUUAGUGUCAUAUUUUCCUUACAACGAAGUUCUUGGAAUUGCAUGUUGCUCGCCGCCUGGGGGGCCUGGCUGAAGAAAGGUCUUAGCUGAAUUGUACAAACAGUGAAGGGGGAGGGAGGUUUGUUUCUUUUACAAGGAACGGUGAUGGCGGCUAAGAAGGCGAGUGAAUCUUUCUCCAAGACCUUAAUUGAGGAAGUUCACAAAUGGGGUUGCAUGAAACAGACAGGGGUGAGCUUGAGGUACAUGAUGGAGUUUGGGUCUAAGCCUACUCAACGAAACUUGUUGAUUUCGGGUCAGUUUCUCCAUAAGGAGCUUCCUAUUAGAAUUGCCCGAAGAGCAAUUGAGCUUGAGAGCCUCCCUUAUGGUCUUUCUGAGAAGCCUGCUGUUUUGAAGGUGAGAGACUGGUAUUUGGAUUCCUUUCGUGACUUAAGAUCUUUUCCCGCGAUCAAGGAUACCAAUGAUGAGAGGGAAUUUACACAAAUGAUUAAGGCUAUCAAGGUGAGACACAACAAUGUGGUCCCUAUGAUGGCUUUGGGGGUUCAACAGUUGAAGAAAGGCAUGGAUCCAAAGAUCGUUUAUGAGGAUCUUGAUGAGAUUCAUCAGUUUCUAGAUAGAUUUUACUUGUCAAGAAUUGGAAUCCGUAUGCUUAUUGGGCAGCAUGUGGAGCUGCAUAACCCUAAUCCUCCUCUGCAUUGUGUGGGCUAUAUACACACAAAAAUGUCUCCGGUGGAGGUGGCUCAAAAUGCUAGUGAGGAUGCUCGCUGUAUUUGUUUGCGGGAGUAUGGUAGUGCUCCUGAAGUUAAUAUCUAUGGUGAUCCCAAAUUUACUUUCCCGUAUGUUCCAACACACUUGCAUCUUAUGGUAUUUGAGUUGGUCAAAAACUCCUUGCGUGCUGUCCAAGAGCGUUAUAUGGAUUUGGAUAGAGUUGUGCCACCUAUUCGAAUAAUAGUUGCUGACGGAAUUGAGGAUGUAACCAUAAAGGUCUCUGAUGAGGGGGGUGGCAUACCAAGAAGCGGUCUUCCCAAGAUUUUCACAUACCUAUACAGCACUGCCAGAAACCCAUUGGACGAGCACUCAGAUCUGGGAACAGCUGAUACAGUAACCAUGGCUGGAUAUGGUUAUGGGCUACCAAUAAGCCGCUUGUAUGCUCGAUAUUUUGGAGGAGAUCUUCAAAUUAUCUCCAUGGAAGGAUAUGGGACUGAUGCAUAUCUUCAUUUGUCUCGUUUGGGAGAUUCACAAGAACCCUUGCCAUGAUUUCAUGAAAUAAGUUCAUGGCAAAAUUAGGGUUUUAGGGAAAUUGUGAUGCAUUUCUAUGGAUUGUGUAAUUUCCAAUAAAUUGGUAUUUGGCUCAUACUACAUUUCAUGUUCUAGCAUCAAUUGUUGCAAAUGGAAAAGUACCCUCCUUUACUGCUUUUAUGAA